UCGUUAGUUUUAACAUAAUUAAAGUUCGGCAAUAGUGAAAAACAUGAUGUAUCUCGCUAUUUAUCUUUUCACAUGCUUUGUCAAGAUUACAAAUGUAUUUGCAACCGAAGACAGCCAACACUGGCAUGAGUUAGCGAACAAAGAACUGGAAGAAUCUCUUUCGUACCAUUGGAAUCUAAAAAAGGCGAAAAAUGUCAUUCUCUUUGUGGGGGAUGGGAUGAGUCCCGACACUAUUACGGCUAGCAGAAUUUAUCGUGGUGGUGAGACGAGUCGACUCGCCUGGGAGCAUUUUCCCCAUAUUGGGAUACUGAAGACUUACACUACAAAUCAGCAAGUGCCCGACUCAGCUUCCUCCGCUACUGCUCUCUUCGGGGGAGUCAAGACGAAUUACGAAGUUGUAGGAGUAGAUGCGAACGUGGAAUUGAAUAAUUGCGAGGCAAGCUUGAAUGCGAAUUAUCACGUGGAUUCGUUCAUAGCGUGGGCUCAAACAGCCGGUAAAGCCACAGGUUUCGUGACGAAUACCAGAGUUACUCAUGCCACUCCAGCGCCGCUUUACGCUCACUGUGCAAAUCGUAGAUGGGAGUGCGAAUCCAAAAUGCCUAAAAAUGCUACUGGCUGUAAAGAUAUCGCCAGACAAUUAGUGGAGAAUGAACCGGGGAAAAAUAUUCGAGUAAUUAUGGGCGGUGGUAGACAGGUGAUGAAAUCCAACGUGAGCGCGGGCGAAUUUGAUCCGAUAGAUACGUGGGCUUGCUACAGGCAAGACGGUCGUGAUCUCAUUGAUGAAUGGAUGAGAGAUAAGUCUAAUAGAAACUUAGCUUAUAAAGUCGUACAAAACAAUGAACAAUUGUCCCGGGUUGAUAUCGAUAACGUAGAUUAUCUGCUUGGUAUUUUCGCCAACGGUCACAUCCCGAUGGACUGGAAACGAGAACGAGGUCCGAAGGGACAACCGAGUUUGGAAAAAAUGACUGUGAUGGCUUUACGAAUUUUGCAAAAAUCCAAACAAGGAUAUUUUUUAAUGGUCGAAGGUGGUCUAAUCGACUUUGCUCAUCAUCGUGGUCAUGCCGCUCAAGCAUUGUUAGAAACUGUCCGAUUUUCGGACGCCGUUAACGCCACUCUUAGAAUGAUCGACCCCGAUGACACUCUCGUAAUAGUCACGAGCGAUCAUACGCAGUCAAUGAUCUUCAACGGAUACAGUCCUCGAGGUUCAUCCAUUCUGGGAAUCGCUCGAAAAUCUAAAUACGACGGGAUACCGUACACCACGUUAUCCUAUAGCACAGGUGGACCGAACAAUAUCGCUUACACCGUGGGCGAUGACGGUCAAGCCAAAAGAAUCGAUCCAUCCAAAUCGAACACUAGCGAUUUUACUUAUAGCCAGCAAGCUACAAUCAUAUCGGACGAGGCUUAUCACGGCGGUGGAGACGUAGCUGUAUACGCUAUAGGACCGUAUGCCCAUCUCUUCCACAGCGUGCAUGAACAGAACUACGUUGCACAUGUUAUUGCAUAUGCUGCAGGAAUCGGCGAGUAUUCUAACAACGCGGAAAUAUCGCACUACAUUCUGCAUCCAGUUGUUUUAUAUGGUAAUUUGAUCUUGUUAACUUUAAUCGUGUAUAAAUAAAUCAGUGAAGUUAAUG
This is a messenger RNA of Mycetomoellerius zeteki, 1631 nucleotides long. RefSeq names its product Alkaline phosphatase 12. Gene Ontology annotation, molecular function: alkaline phosphatase activity. Lineage: Eukaryota; Metazoa; Arthropoda; Insecta; Hymenoptera; Formicidae. The record is from RefSeq and is a predicted model, not a curated record. Bases 44 to 1615 code for a protein of 523 amino acids. Gene Ontology annotation, biological process: dephosphorylation. The transcript is spliced from 8 exons.